This is a messenger RNA of Capsaspora owczarzaki ATCC 30864, 1143 nucleotides long. RefSeq lists its product as hypothetical. The transcript has 4 exons. The record is from RefSeq and is a predicted model, not a curated record. NCBI's taxonomy places the organism in Eukaryota, Filasterea, Ministeriida, Capsasporidae. Bases 10 to 987 code for a protein of 325 amino acids.
AACUGAAACAUGGCGCGAGUCCAUCUCGUUCCGCUGACGUCCUUUGACGAAAUCCUCGGCUUGUGGACGCGCGUCCUGCUGGAGGAGCCCAUUGGCACUGAAGCAGACACUACCACCCAGGUGUUCUGGCUGCAGACACGCACUCUGUUUGCGGACAUCCGGAUUCCAGUGCCAAACAAGAUCAGCGGCAGCGCAGCAGCAGCUGCUGGUCGUCUCUACGAGCAGAUUGCGCGGCAGAAAGGAUUCGCUGGAGUCACUGCAAUCACACCGGCAGACACGGACAACGGGACGCCAGGGCAAAUCACCUGGAAUCGCACCAUCGACUACCAGCCGCCCACGGGCAUGGCGGAUGUCGGAUAUGCGAGCUUUACUACGCAGACAAAGGACACUUUGAUUGAAUAUGGUCUCGAGGGCGAUGACUACAAGGAGAUCUGGAAGAGGGUCGAUUGCAGCGCUGAAGGACUUGCCAACCAGCACAUGCUGGCAAUGACGCUUGAGAGCGAGGCAAUCGCCAGCAAGAGCAACGAUGAAACCUUUGUCAAUCAACCGAGCGUGCAAGGCAUCCUAGUCGGUGCCGGAGACCGUUUUAUCAGCUGUGUGGAUUCGCCGAGACAAGCCGCUUUGUCGCAAAACAACGCGCCCCUGACAUUCUCGACGGCCGCCGCGUUCCUGGAAGCCGCGCGCAAUACUACUACAGCUACCCUUGGCGAUUCUACCACGCUUGGCAAUCUCGAGUCAAGCCGCGCCGCGCUAUUCGGUGUCGACAUUGCUCUUUUUUCCUCCAGGCGGCUUCUGCUUUCCACGCGGGCUGACUCCACCCUUCCAACCGAAGAGCUAUUCCUUGAGAUGGUGGGCACGUUCAAGUUGGUCGACGACAGCACUGUCGUUCAGUCUCUGACGACCCAAGCCGGCGAGCGGAUUCGUCGCAUCUGGCGCGUCCAAGAGAACAGCUACCCGCAGUUUCCUCUCUCAACACUCAGCCCGUAGCUGUUGCAGUAUGAUUUACUGCAGUAUGGAUGUGCGUGAUUCUUUUUUCUCCAACAAGUCAAGCCAUUUUCAAUCCAUGACUUUGAACCACGGCCUCCGUACCCUCCAGCAACCCCUAUUUCACAUUUACUACGCCGCUUUACUACGCCACUUGAG